AUGCAAAUUAAUUAUAAAUUGCUAUCUUCUUUCUCUAUAAAUGGGUCUCAACUAUAUUUUGCAUUAUUAUCUGUUUCUUUCUUCAUAAUUGUUACCUUCUCCUUUUUAUCUCUCUUUCAGUCGCCAUUAUUCUUCCCUCUGUUCCUUUCUCUCUCUUUCAGUAGUUGUUACUCUUUUUCCUUCUCUUUGUUACCUCUUUUUCUAGUUUUUUUUUUUUCUUCCUGUUUUUUGUUACUAAGCAUUCUAUUGGUGGGGGGUCCACUCUUCGCUUUCUUUGUUUGUUCAAUUCCUCUCUUUCUUUAUUGGGAGCUGCCACUCUUUCUUUGUUCAUUACCUCUAUUUUUUUUUCUUUCUUGGGAGUUGCUACUCUUUUUCUAUUUAUUUGUUACCAAUCUCUCUUUCUUGGAAGUUUCCACUCUAAUUCCUUCUCAUUGUUCACUAGCCACUCUUUCUUACUUUCUUUCUUUUGGUAAUUACUACUCUUCUCUCUCUGUUACCUACCUACCUACCUCUCUUUCUUUCUUGGAAGUUGCUACUCUCUUAUCUUUUUUUUUUCUCUCUGUUGUUGCAGCUCUCCAUUCCUCUCCUCCUUACUCUCCCCAUUUGCACAAUGAUUUAUUUUCUGAUUUCAUGCCCUCUGCUAUCUUUGUAAUGUUUUUCUUUGAAAGUUCCUUACCCUGCAGUUGUGGACUUACCCAGGAAAUGAAUGAAUAUCUACAACAGUUUGAAUUUAAUCGCAUGAUUUUAAGCAGCAUCCCUAAGCCUUACCAAAUUGUCUACCCACAACAACUACGACAUAACACAAUCGUUGGUAUUAACACCAGACAACAUCGAAUACGACACCAUGGAACAUUUGAACAUCACAGGUGUGUUACUAUCCAACUGGAACUUUUUGGAAAGAAGUAUAAAAUCCGGUUGGAUCUCAAUAAGGCUUUGCUCUCCAAAGGUAUCAUGAUAAAACAGUACUUGAAUAAACACCAGCAAAUCAUACACAAGGUUGUGGAACACUGCUACUACCAUGGCAAAGUGAAAAGAGACGAAUGGUCAAGUGUUGCUGUGAGCACCUGCAAAGGCAUCAGGGGUGUAAUUCAGCUGCACAACGAGACAUACGUCAUACAUCCACUUCAUGGGGGAGAUGAAGGGCUCAACCACCCACAUGUUGUGUUCAAAGCUACUCACUCUGACGAGGAAAGAUGUGGUAAUUCUCACAGCUACUGGAAACCUUUUAAUAUCCUGCACCCAGCAGAAUUUGCCAGGCGUGCCAAAUACCUACGCACAUUAAAGAUUACAAGAGGAAACAAUUAUGUGUAUACAAAACUGGCUUUGGUGUUUGAUACAUCAGUGUACCAGAAUCUGAACCUAAGCCAAUCAGACAUGAUUCUCUAUGCACUAGGCACUGCCAACAUAUUGGAUGUGUACUACAAAGAACUCUACAUACAUAUCUCCCUGGUAUACACCGAACUUUGGAAUCCUGUUGACCAAAUCAAAGUGAGCAGUGUUGUACGCGAAACCCUCAAGAACUUUCUCGAAUUUAAGAAGAAGCACCUACCUGCAGAAAUCCAAGAUGUCAUGGUGCACCUUGUCACGAGCAAAAUUCUGGAAAACCAUGUGGUUGGAAUGGCCAUUCCUGACUCUCUUUGCACUGAUCGUUCCAUCGGUAUAUCUCGAAGUGCCAGUCCAUUUGAGCCACAGCAGGCUGCAUCUGUCCUGGCACACAUGAUUGGCCACAACUUAGGAAUGAAACACGAUGAACAAGGUGGUUGUACCUGUGAAGAUCAAUUUGGUUGCCUCAUGUCAACCAAAGUACUACGCUCCACUGGCCUGCAUUCCCGCUUGUUUUCAGACUGCAGUCGCAAGGAUCUGGACACGGCAUUGACCAUGGACCUUGAUUUCUGCCUUUCCCAAACAGAUGAGAUUCCGUUCCAACAAACUUGCGGUAACAAGAAAGUGGAGCGUGGUGAAGAAUGUGACUGCGGCACACUUGAGGAUUGUGCCCUCACUGAUCCAUGCUGUGACCCCAAAACUUGUAUGUUAUAUCCAUGGGCUUCAUGCAAAGAAGGCCAAUGCUGCUUCAAUUGUACUGUGCAACCAUCAAAUUAUGUCUGCCGCGCGAAUACUACUGAAUGCGACGUACCAGAAUACUGUGAUGGUGAAACUGGUCAGUGUCCAGCUGAUAACAGUGUCCGAGAUGGAGAGCCUUGUGCCAAUAACAGUGGUUAUUGUUACAGUGGUUACUGUCCUACAACAAGUCAACAAUGUCAGGCCAUCUGGGGAGAAGAGGCCACAGGAGGAGAUUACCGAUGCUUUGAUCAAUUUAAUCCAACAGGCAACUUUAAUGGUCAUUGUGGACGAGACAAUGUCACUGGACGUUUUGCCAAGUGCCAACCAGAGAAUGUGCAGUGUGGCCUACUGCAUUGUGCCGGGGGAGAGAAGAGGCCUCUUCAUGAGGCGAAGAUGGCUUUUUCUAAGACAACUGUCUUUUCCAAUAAUAUGGAAUUUGAAUGCAAGAUCAUGCAUGGCCCCACAGCCAUGGAUCUGCCCAACAGAGGUCUUGUCCAGGAUGGUACCAAAUGUGGGGAUGAGCGAAUCUGCCUGCAUAAGCAGUGUACAUCAUUUAUGGAGCUGAAACGUCCGCCUUGUCCAGGAGACGAAAAUAACAUCCCAUGUUCAGGCAAUGGGAUUUGUACAACCUUUUCCACAUGUUUCUGCAAUGAAGGCUGGACAGGUGAGCUGUGUGACAAAGUGGCAAAUAAGACCACCAUUCUGCCCCGAAAGACCACAACUAACAAACCUAUAUCUACUUUCAAGACAACAGUCACACCAGACCCAGCCUUCCAGCCCUCAUUGACUACCACUGCUUCUACAGUCACAGGAUCGCUACAGGCAAUUGUCAAAGCAGAGUCGAAUGAAGUCAACACGAUGUGGUUGAUUAUAAUCCUUGUCUCCGUCGUGGGUGGACUCAUCUUUUUCCUGGCCAUCACCAUGUUCUGCUAUCGACGCCGAACGCCUCAGAAGCUGCAUCCAAAUAAUAAAAUGGGUUUCAUGUCAAACCAUGAUGGAAAAAAGACAGAUUUGUCAGGAAAUUCACUUGGACCAAAACAAUCACGUCUCAUCACUUUUGGUUCUCUACCUUCAUACAGAGCUGAAAAAUUAUUUGGCCGAAAGAAGCCAAAGAAAAGGACAUCAAGUGAAGAAGAAAGUGACAUUGGAGAGUUGCCCCCUCCACCAAUUAUUAUAAUGUCCCCUGACAGUGCCAAGCCCCCUGAACGGGGCAUUCUGAAGAACCCUCGCCGUAUGGAUAGCCGAAACCCUCCAACUGACUAUAGUUCAUAUGUGAAAGCCACUGGUUACACAUGUCCAGAGGAGGAAGAGGAAGAGGAGUGUCGGGAGGUGCGCGAAAUCAUGAGAGAAGGAAACCAUCCUAAUAAUCGCAGGGAACCCCUUAAUCCUGACCCUUCCAGUCGGCUGCUGGAUUUGGCCAACUUUCGGUUGAAUCUGCCGCCUCCACCCAGCGAACCACCAGACAGUAGCCCGUUGUCUCCAUUCUCUCACUGGCAGGUCCAUGAACCGAAUCGCUACAAGACAAGCAGUGUGAACAGCAGCAGAGGUUCACCACGCUCUAAAAUUAUUCGCAUCAAGAAUAUUGAUGAUUUGAUGCGAGAGAUUGACCGCCAGACCAUUGAUCUGUCGCCGUCCCCCGAGACUCCACACUUACCUCUUAUCUCUCCUGUCAAUUCGGUCAUCAGCAGUGAAAAUAGCUCAGGUAGUCACUGCCAGAACCAUGAUGGGACAUGUAGAAUGAAUGGGUCACGACUAAAGGACACUUCCAAAGGCUUCACAGAACAAUCCAUACAGGUGGACAGUGAAUGCGAAUGCUCCCUCUUGAAAGACAGCGCUUCAAAUGAGUCAGAAUUCUGUGACAUUCUCCCGAUGAGCCCAACAAAAAUCAACAGCAUACUGCACUACACACACUCGGUGCCAGUUGCUGAUGGUGAUUUUGUUUCCACCUGCGGUACCGUCAACUCACGGGGUUUCGACAAAAGUUCUGGCUACGAAAGUGAACGUGAUGCUGAACGUUCCAGCAUUGACGAUGGCCCCCGUUCUCGGUCUCGAUCACACUCACGCUCUCAGUCCGGCUCACCCCCCUGCUACAGCUCAGUCAUUCGCACUGGCCCCAACCAAAUCCGUCUGGUCCCAGCUAACCAGAAGCCUGUCGAUGACACCCGCCUAGGUGGGGGUGGGUCGGGGGAUGAGCAACAGCUCCAGAAACUGUUAGAUGGACUUCCAAGGAUUGAUGCAGGCACAUUUGAACGUAGCCCUGUUUGCACAGGCUGCAACAUAACAGGAUUUGUCCCUGGAAGUACAGUCCCCAGUCCUCGUCCCCUUGGCAAGAAAUGUGACGAGACAUGUGGGCCAUGCAUUGACCGAAGCCUGGAAGAAAUCUCACAGACAUUUGGGGAGAGCUCUAAGCUAACCCCGCCAAAUAUCAAACUCAAGCCUAAGUUGAGCGCAUCCUUGAGUUUCAAUAACCGGCGACCUGUUAGUUUAGGUGUGAUGCAACGUACAUUGCAAGCGACUGCUAAUUAUCAGCAGGCAGUUGAACGUAGCCGUGAGGCCUUAAAUGCUGCUGACUCUGGGUAUAUGCGUCCAUAUGGCACUGUGGAUGAUAGAAAUGGAUGCUUAUAA
Molecule: messenger RNA, 4686 nt
Organism: Acanthosepion pharaonis
Lineage: Eukaryota; Metazoa; Mollusca; Cephalopoda; Sepiida; Sepiidae
Source: the annotation of a GenBank genome assembly